Molecule: messenger RNA, 425 nt
Organism: Eimeria tenella
Lineage: Eukaryota; Apicomplexa; Conoidasida; Eucoccidiorida; Eimeriidae
Exons: 2
Source: RefSeq, a predicted model, not a curated record
CUUUGCUGCUGAUGCAGGGCCCCCUGGACCGCUGCCUGGUGAGUGCACACCGUCGCCUGCUGCUGCUGCUGCUGCUGUUUCUAUUUCUGCCGCUGCUGCUUCUGCUGGUCUGCUGUCGCUGCUGCUUCCGGUCGUCUCCUGCUGCUGCUGCUGCUGCUGCUGCUGCUUGCGGGCAAGGGCGGCGCUCAGCUGCGCGAAGGACGCCGAGGGCUCCCUUUGUCUCUGCUGCUGCUGCAGGAAACAGCAGCAGCAGCAACAGCAGCAGCAGCAGCAGCAACAGCAACAGCAACAGCAGCAGCGGAGCACCGCAGGCGUCUCCAGAAAGAGAACGAAAGCUAGCAGAGGCGCUGCAGCUGAAGAGGAGAAUGGGACGGACUCAGUGGCGGCCCAAGCCCAUUGCGAGCUGGGGGACUUGCAGCUUUCAG